CUGCAUCAUAUUGAUACUAGACUUCAGACAGUCACCACUACUGAAUAGUUUACAAAUUUUGCUACUAUUGAAAGUGAGUUGUGCUAUUUCGUUUUCUGUUUUGCGUAGUUUCUUCUGUAAACGAUUUACGCUGCCUAUGAAAUGCAUUUGAUUGAGGUUUUCUUACUCUGCGUUGGAUUUAUCCUGGUCAGCGGAUUUCAAGGUCGUUCGACCAGAGUUAGCGUAAAUAUCGAGCCGCUACUUGAAAGUAUACGAAGCGAAAAUUUAGCAAGUAUUCAGCGACUGCUAAAAGACCAAAACUUGAACGUUGAAAACAGAAGAGGAGUGUCUCCACUCGGCUUAGCCGUUCAAAAAAAUAACAAGGACAUUGUGGAUUUAUUGAUUCGAAAUGGCGCCAGCGUAACCUACCCAAAGGGAAUAUUAAAAACUGCCGUUGAGCGUGGCAAUGAUAAAAUUGUGGAAUUAUUAAUCCAGAAUGGGGUGAAUGUCAACACAGUUGAUUUUUUGGGAGAAUCACCGCUACAAUUGGCCUCUUAUAAAGGAUUCGAGAAAAUCGUUGAAAAGUUGGUGAAAAACGGUGCUAGAGUGAAUGAUUCAGACGUAAGUGGGAAAACUGCGUUACAUCAAGCGGCUUCAUUUGGACGAGUGAGAGUUGCCGAACAAUUGAUUAGAAACGGAGCAAAUGUUAAUCAACAGGAUAAAGAGGGCAAAACUCCUUUACACUACGCUGCUAUUCACGGUCAUGUCGACUUGACUGAUUUAUUAAGAAGAAGUGGUGCCGAUAUCGAUAUCGUGGAUAAUCGUGGCAGAACAGCAUUGAAUGACGCGCGUGCCAAUCGUAAAUUAUAAAAACGAAUUUGGAAGACCUUCAGAUCCUUUAAAGUGAUAUGAUAAGUGACAUUUUAAUAAACGAUCAUCAUGAGCAAGUGUUCUAGUUGAUAUGA
Molecule: messenger RNA, 944 nt
Organism: Bradysia coprophila
Lineage: Eukaryota; Metazoa; Arthropoda; Insecta; Diptera; Sciaridae
Biological process (GO): protein localization to chromosome, telomeric region; positive regulation of canonical Wnt signaling pathway; positive regulation of telomere capping
Cellular component (GO): cytoplasm; nucleus
Molecular function (GO): protein binding; NAD+ poly-ADP-ribosyltransferase activity
Source: RefSeq, a predicted model, not a curated record